This is a messenger RNA of Bursaphelenchus xylophilus (pine wood nematode), 8189 nucleotides long. The record is from the annotation of a GenBank genome assembly. NCBI's taxonomy places the organism in Eukaryota, Metazoa, Nematoda, Chromadorea, Rhabditida, Aphelenchoididae.
AUGGCCGGGAUUCGGGUCCGAUUCCGAUCCAACGCCGAUUCCGACGGCGAACUUGGGCUUUUUGGUGAGUUUUUUGAAUUUUGACUCGUUUUUUUGAACUUUUGGUAUUCUGCUUGACCUGUUUACUGUUGGUCUCUAACAUCCUGAGUUGUUUGUUUAUUCCCAGGGACCUUCUUCUUUGUCAGAAUAGGCAUAGAUGUAACUGUUAUGGACCUUGUGUUCCAAUUAGACAUGGCUCCCAGGGCCGAAACAAAUUUGGGAUAGAAAAAAGAUAAAUUGUAGUGUUAAAGUUGAAAUUAUUUUUUCUUGUAAAUAUACCAAAGUAAAGGUGGAUUGAAUUUACACCUGUUUUUUAGUUUUCAAAAAUUUUCAGGGCUUUUCGGCAUUAGAAUAGAAAAUCUCAAACAUUUUGAAGGUCAACUAUAGCAUAAAUUUUAUCUCCAAAGCGCUGUCCAAACAUUUUCCGACGUUUAAAAGUGCAAGUUGCGUACUUAGCGACUACUUUCUUUGAUGAAUUACCCUCUCUUAAUUUAAUUUUCAGUCAUACGCCUUUUGCCCUGAGGCAGUCUCCUCUUAACAGUUUGAGUUUUUUUUUUCACUCCCUAAUUUGAUGACUACUUUAUUUAUCCGAAUUGAAAUCGAAUACAUCCGAGGACACAUUCCCUGAGGCAGUAAGAAGCCAAAAAAAAACGAUGAAUUCGGCCACUUUUCCCCUCUUUUCCCCCCGAAUUCCGCGAGAUUUUUGAGAUUCUCUCCCGCUUUUUGACCGUUCUCGAUGUUUCGUCGGGAUUAAGAGGGCCAUAUGUAAGGGAAACGUGAUUAAUGCUUUGCGUAUAAAAUAAAUCCGGCAUUUUUUGUUAGAAUCCCUGAAAGAACGGGAUUUCCAAACCCAAAACUUCCAAAAAAGUGGUCCCAAUAAUUUAAAACGAGUUGUAAAUCGAGUUUUUGCGCAGGAAAAGGAGUAAAAUCUCGAGCUUUCAGUGUGCCCUUUUCUUUGCCCUCAGGGUUUUCGUAUUUUUUGCGUUGUUUUUUUGAUGAGAACGGCAGCGGAAUUUAUGAAUUAUUUGUGUUUUUUUUUGACUGCUUUAAUAUUUGAGGCUUUCUAGUCCAUUCUCCAUCUAAAUUCGGAAAACUUUGACUAAAUUUAUCUUAUUUUGGACGUAUUUCGAGAGAACUCCAGUAAUUUUGCCACAUUCCCACUUAUUAUGACACUCGAGUUGUUUUUGCCUCGCUGAUGCCCUUGGGCUAUAUAAUUUCUAAUGUUCUUUGUCUUUAGAUUACCGCACAUGUAAAUUGCUACUCUUUUUAAUACAUGUUUUCUGUCUUAAAAAUCGAUGCCUAAAGUGGGAAUUCGGAAGAUUUUUUCCUCAGGAGGUAAGAGAGAGUGUUGUGAGUGACGUUAUUAUAGUCGGGUUGGUGUUGUUUCAGUCGUCAAGGGCAAAAUACUUUUAUUUUAUCUUUUAAAUUAAAUGUGUAAUAUAAAUUAAGUCUAAUUUGUUCCACUUGGUGUUGAUUUGUCUUUAACGGGAUGUUAGAUGUCGUUAUGUAAUUUCCAGACAGUGUCAUCUUAUUUUUUUAUGUUUAGAAUAUGCGAUAACAACUGAUAUCAUGUAUAAUGUAAUGUAUUUUCAGAACGCGAUGAGGUCUCCACAUCGGCACCAACUCAGGUUACGUUCGGGCAGGUGUCCGUCAGAUUCAGCGAAAAGUCUGUUGAGAACACGCCAAGGGUAAGGAUUUCCAAAUUUCAUAUUGUUGUAGACGUUUAGGUACCAGAAAGUGAAAAAAUAUCAUUUUUUUACGAAAAAAUUACUAUAGAGCCAGGCUGUACGAGGCGAGGAGGUCCUGACGAUUAACGUCCUGUUCUUUGAUUUAGUUUAUCAAAAUUGCGAUAAUCUGUCAUCACCUGUUUCGUUUUUAUGUUUUAGAUGGACCCCAAGCUUAUCGUAAUAUAAAAAAAUGAAAGUCGUAAAUAGAACUAGCAUGUCAUUUCAUGUGACAAACACCCUUUUUCUCUUGUUUAUUUCGCAAAAACACCCCUAUUUCGUCCGCUCGAUUGUUUCCUUCCUCCAGAUCUUUGAUUUUGUUUAUUUACCCCAACAAAAACACCCAACGAUCCGUCAUUUUAUUCGACUUUGUGUCUUAGAGUUAGGCUGCUUUACUUCUUUUUUAAAGUUGAGAGGUUUUUGAGAAUGGCGGACUCCUCUUCUGAUUUGGAUUUGGAUCAGAUUUUUGGGUCAGAAAAGGUUUGUUUUAACGUAGAAUAAGAAAAAAGAUGUUUUCGGAUACUGAAAGGCUUUUUUGGAGUGAUGGAAGGCGCUUUUUGCAUAAUGAUGGGCAAAAAUUAUAUUAAUUUAGGUGAUAGCGGGCAUAAAAGUGAAAAAAAAAAUUAUGUAAAAUUUUGGAUGGUAUAUUCAAGUUUGAUUAUGUAAUUUCAGCCGUCCACAUCGUCGAUAUCAUUCCCAUUCUCACGCUCGAAACGGUUUCGCCGGGCCACCGAAGGCGAUAAAGUCCCGGAACAAUCGCCUCAAGAGAAGGUGGAGAGUGCUUAUGAAGUGGUAGAUGAUCAAAGUAUCCUCAGUCUCAAGGAUUCGGAUGACGAAAAACGAAAAUGUGAGUAUUUUCGAGCAACUUGGCCUUUGGACUCAACAAGAAUAAUAUAAUUUUACGUCCUGAAAAUGUAGGAAAUUUGGUUUAAACGAAGGGGAGCAGUUUAGAAGGUAAAUGAGAUUAGAAUCUGCAAAUUUUUGAGUAGUUUUCUUUUCUAUUGAGUGAGUGUGAAACAAAAACGAAUCUUUUUUAUACAAAAAAGGUAUCGAUGAUGUGGAAUAACCGAAAGAGUAAGCAAAAUAAAAUAGGAAAUCACGGGAAUUUGAAUUAAAAUCUCUCCGAAAAUAUUAAACGGACGGUUAGCACCCAAAGUCGGUGGUUUAAUGCGGCCGAUGCGACUAGAAUUGGACGGGUUUCUGAGGGAAAAAUUGGUUAAGCUGCGAAAUUUGGGUAAGUGUACGCAGUUAAGAGUGAUGUAAGCUAUAGCUUGCGGGAUUAUUGAGUGUUUAGAAAUGUGAAAUUGCGUCCAGAGAGAUGUAAUUGGUGUAGGGCGUUGAAUAAUGUUUUUUGGAGCGUUUCAAAACAUUCCGAACGACUUUCCAAAUAAAGAAAGUAUCAAAGGGGAGAUGUGAGUCAUCCGGAGCCGAUCUUCGCAUCAUUUUUUUUCCACAGAAACUUAUUAAAACUUUCCCUAAAAUAUUAUUGCGCAAUAAUUUAAUCUAAUAUUUAUUUUAAUGGACGUGAUAGCGAAAUUUUUGUGUUUCAAACGCAAUAAAAGUACGUUGAAGAGCGCUUUCCACCAACCUGGAGGGGAAAAGAGGGGAGAGACAACAUUUCGGAGGGGAUCCCCGGGAAGUCUCUUUUAACGUUUGAUGUUUUUCGAACAAAGAAUUGCUAUUUUAAGUGUGGAAGGAAGUCUGGAGUGUAAUUCCCGAACUCUCAUGAUCCCCGGAACCCUUCAGACCCCCCUUUUUUGAUCUCAUUUGUCAUGUUUGGGCGUUCGAAAGAUAUGAAUUCAAAACUUUCUUUUUUCUCUCCCCACACCCUUGAAACAUGUUGAAAGUUUUAUUUUCACACUAAAAGUACGAGUGCAAACAGGACCCAUAAGAAUAUUCCGCCUCCCGAAGACUUUGGAAAAGAGAUUCGGAGCCGGAAGAGGGCUAGAGACCGCUCUUAAAACCUUGGCGAUACUAAAACGGCCGACGGAACGAUUCGAAACGGAGAAAAUGCUCGGAUUUCUACGUGGAAAUGACCCGUUCCGAAGCAGUUUAUGGUCCUAAUCAUGUGUUUCCGUUGCCUGCGCAGGAAGGAUUCUAUGCAGUAUCUGCUCAAAGAGCAUGAGGACACAAAAAGUAUUGGAUGUAUGUGCAGUUUAGCGGAAAUUUUACCAAAAAAAUAUAAUAGUUUUUGGAGGAAGCAUGAUUGAAUUAUACAGUAUGUAAUUCUUGUUCUUUUCAGCCCAGAGGCAUCAAAAUCAGGGCGACAAAGAUACGGCUAGCGAGAAUAUUUCGAUCGGAACCACCACUUCCGGAACUUCCGCGCAUAGUUUCAAUGGGUUCCAUAAUGAAAGCGAAGAGAAAAAGAAUGAAGUAAUCAGCGACAAGGACAGUUACGUAUCAACCGAGGGCAAACCGGAGGAAAGCGAAAAUGAGGAGGUCAGUUUUUGAUAUUAUACUUGACAUCAAAUCUUUGAUUUGUAAUUUUUUGGUAAUUUUGAUUAUUAUCUCCUUCUACAGACUCCCAGAAUCCGUCAAGGCGCAGAUAGCGUCUCCCCAGAUCAAGACGCGUACUCUGUCGAGGCCAUGCUUCAUCUGUUCAGCGAGAUUUUCCGUCGCCAUCGAGCUCUCCCCCUCAGGCCAUAUCGCUUUUACGUGUCGGCCGUAUUGAUCCUCCUGUCUGCCGUACUCCCCUCCUUCUUGUCGGGUCUUCUUUGGGGAUUCUAUUUUGCUGUUCUAUUAUUUCUAUACUUUUGUGUGUCGGAUCCAACGGCUCCGCUCACAUAUCCGGGCAAAAAUUAUGUCGCAGAGCCCGAGAUGGUCAAGAAAAUCAACGAAGAAUCGCAAAGGGAGGAUCUACCAAAAGGAAAACGGGUUUUUAAAGGUGAGAGUAGCCCGGGGUUUUAUUUUUUGCUUGGAUUUGUUUUUCAUUUUUUCUUAUUUUAGGUUGGAUGAACAUCCUCAACGAACCUUACAAUCCUAAUACUUUCCAUGUGAAUUCUCUCCAAACUGUCCUGGUCCGUUUGGAUGGUAAAUUACUGAGGAUCUCCAGACCUGCAACGGCUCUUUUGAAGCAUGGAUUCCACACGGAUCCAACGUUGACUGAGACCGAACCCAAAAUGUUGGGACAGUCGAUUUAUGAUCUGACCAAUGCUCGGAUCAAGGUAAGUUUGUGGGAGAGAGAACAUUUUGUGUUAUUUUAAAAGGAGAGACAGUUUUUUUAUUAUCAGUGACGUUUUGUAAUCUAUAUAAUUAAAAGUUUUUUGAAGGUAUUUUUUAAUGUUAUAACCGCUGUUGUUGCAGCUCCGACCUCGCCGACUUGCUCGACGUCGAUGGUUUUCAAGGAAGUACCCAAUUUGCAUCAAACUCUCAUCGAUGAAUGGAGAAUUGAAAACCGUCAGAAAGGAGUCUCUAUUUGCCGGAAUUUCUGAAGCUGUGACAGAAGAGAACCCAAAGGAAAUUGUGAUAAAUGAUGACGAAGGAGGAAAACUGCCAGAGAGAAUGUCGGCUGUUGAUGUGGCCAGAGAAGCUGACGGAUACUUGUCCGAUGCCUCGAGUGAAGCUGAAGAAGGUAAGAAAGUUGAAUUGUAAAUGAAAUUUUAUUUAUAAUUUGAUUAUAUAGCAUGAUGAGGAGGAUGAUGAUAUUGUUUUAGAUAAGCCCUUGCUGAAGAGAUCCGUUUCUGACGCCAAUUUGCCAGCGGCAAGCGGAAAAGUCCAACGUUUGAAGCGCAAUUUCCCAUCGACGAAACCGAAAAGACAGACGAGAACAAUCUAUUUGUUUGCCAGAUGCGCCCGGGAGAAAGAGCGAUGGUUCCAUCGACUGAGAAAAGUGUGCAAUAAGUACCAGGUCUCCCAGGACCCUCCUUUUGAAAGGAGAUCCUCCAUUUGCAUUGGUGGGGAUGGUGAAGGAGAGAAGGUCUUGUCCAGAGACUACUUUUUAUAUAUCUUACAUAACCUCCAGUUUAAUAAGUAAGUGAAUCAUUGACUGUUUGAAGCUCUUCUUGAGUUGAUUAUAUUGUGAAUAUUGUUCAGACAUCUCGAAGAAUCCCUUCUGAUCCAGCAGAAAGUGAGCCUGGAGGUCGAUGACACGAUCCUCAUGGACUUGGGAAGAGUGAAAUGGACAAAGCCGGAGGAGAGUUCGGGAAAAGAACUGGUCUUGGUGGCCAAUUUGAUUGCCUCCAGGGUGUUCUACGACUUUUGUCGGGAUGAAUAUUGGUGCAAGCAGGUCCAGAAUAAGAUACAGACCAAACUAGCGACCAUUCAUGUGAGUUUUUGUGAUUUAAUUAGGAUUUAUGGACCUUGCCUUAGGUCGGAUUUUUGAGUUUUUUUUUUAGAUUUUUAUCUUUUCUGUUUCAGCUUCCAUACUUUAUCGAGACAUUGGAACUAUCCAGCUUUGAUAUUGGUACCGCCAUCCCUCGGAUCGAACGUAUUUAUAAACCCUAUGUGGACGAAUGGGGAGUCUGGGUGGACUAUGAAAUCUGUUACAAAGGAUGUAUAAAACUGGCGCUGGAAACGCGUGUGAACUUGAUGAGGAUCAAAAAACAUCACGACUCGGUGGAUAUGGCCGAUAACAACCCGUUGGCUGCAUCGACGGCAUCAUUAAAUCUGAGGGCCACCCCCACGAGAUACUCUGAUUCAGAGCUCCCAGAGAGUCCAGAAACGUCGCCAGAUGAAGAAUAUGGAAGCAAAUUGAAGCUGAAUGACAAUACACGGUGAGUUCAGGGAUUUGGGAAUAUUUAUUAGGUUGUAUAAUAUGUUAUGACCAUUUUCUUGCAAAAGUUUGAAGUCGAUUAUUUCCUAGCUCAGAUCCCUCCUUAGUUCAACAUACCUAUAGACUAAUAGAGGGCUUAUCGAAGUUUCAUCUAGUGCGUAUUGCAAAGUCUUACGGCAUAGCCGCGAUUUUCUAUUGCUAAAAACUCGGAAGCGCCCCGAUUUUGGCAGGGUACGAAAUAACUCAAGUCACGUCUCUCAGCCAGCCGCUGCUGGUCUCGGAUUGGUGUUAUUGUAAUCUUCAAGGGUCGUAGAAGACGCUGACACAGCAUCGUUACUAGGUAUCAGUGACAACUCAUUUUAUGAGCUGUUUUUCCGGAAGGUUACCGAAGCCGUCGCCUGAAAAAGCGUCUAAAAAGUUUAGCGCCCGGGGUUUCUAUUGUCUAUUGUUAUAACUCGUGGUAAUACGAGAUCACAUACCUGUUGUCACACCAGGCAAAUUUUGGAGCAUGCAGUAAUUGGAAUCUCCAGAAAAAUUUAAGAAUUAGCAGAAUUUUGGAUCAUCCAAUUGAAUUUCAAUUUUUUAGAACUUAACCGCCGCAAACUCUAAGAAUAUAUACUGUCGUUUUCGCCAAGGUAUGUAGUGUAUAUAACCACCAAAAACAGUUCUUCACAAGAUGGCGCUAGGGCGCACUCAAUAAAAGUUUUGAACUCUAGUCCAGCGGCCCUCAAAAUGUAACGAUUUUAAGGAAGCUCCUUAUUGUCACCUGAUACAAGCAGUUUCUGAUUUGAGUAGGUUAUCAAAAAGCAACUCAUAAGUGACUCUUUACAGCUGAACCACGUUAUUUGAGGUGGGAUUAAUUCGAAACGAAUCAGGGUGCAUAACAAUCAAGGUAUACCUCAAUUUAUAUUUUGAACAGUAAAGCUCAGGUAGGGGACGUAGAGUUGAUCCUGCGCAGCGUAUGUAAAAAGGACGCCUCUAGUGUCCUACAGAAGCAUUGUCAUUUCUAGCCUCUCAGAAUUCUCAGAUUUAAGGCGUAUUUUUGCUUUAGCACCUUGGGACGCCCUCAUUUCUUGAUUUCUUUUCUCCGAUGUUUUAGCCGGAGGCCGAUGUGCUACUGGUUCCUGUAAUCUACUGUCUCCACCCUACCCAGCGGUAUGCUAUUCAACUCUGAAAAAAGCAUCAUUAAAGUUUUAGGAAUUUUAGAAAAUUAUGGUCAUAACUUAUUAUACAACCUAAUAUAAUAUGAUUUGUGCCCUUUAUGAAGUUAUAUUGUAGUAGAUGAUGGCAUUUGUUUUAGGGAAAAGAAGAAGACGGGUAGGAAAAUCCUGAAUCUAGUCGAUAAAAUCGCCUCAUCCAACAUCUUCAAAGAGGCAUCAGAGCUGAAGCCGAUCAGGAAAAUGAUGGAAGACAUCUCUUCCACCCGGCUGAUGCUGAACGUCGAAAUCACUGAACUUUCCGGCACAAUGACGAUCAAUGUGCCUCCCCCACCAUCGGAUCGUCUUUGGUAUUCGUUCAGAAAUCCUCCGAAGAUGAGUGUUCGGGCCAUCCCCAAAGUGGGCGAUCGCUCUGUGGUCUUUUCCACUUUAUCCGAAUGGAUCGAAAAUAAGAUUGUACAGGUCCUGGAGAAAAACCUGGUACUUCCUAAUAUGGAUGACACUAUUAUUCCUGUCAUGAGUGGGAAUGAACUUCUGAAAGGACCCAUUAAUGCAUGA